Messenger RNA from Nicotiana tabacum (common tobacco), 1813 nucleotides. RefSeq names its product serine/threonine-protein kinase VIK. NCBI's taxonomy places the organism in Eukaryota, Viridiplantae, Streptophyta, Magnoliopsida, Solanales, Solanaceae. Gene Ontology annotation, molecular function: protein serine/threonine kinase activity; protein binding; ATP binding. The record is from RefSeq and is a predicted model, not a curated record. Gene Ontology annotation, biological process: protein phosphorylation.
CUGACACGCACACACGCAUUCAAAAGAAACGGAACACACACGAGUCAGUUGCAAAAAGGAGAUUUUUCACACAUCACACACACGCAGCGAUCCAUCCAAAAUGAGCGGAAGCGAAGGAAGCUCCGGCUCCGCUGCCGGCGGCGGAGAAGCUGUCGCACCGGUAGCAGCGUCAACGGAGAAGAAGAAGGAGAAGUCAAGAGUAAGCAAAACAUCGCAAAUUCUAUGGCACGCUCACCAUAACGGUGCAGCUGCCGUUCGGAAGCUUCUAGAAGAAGAUCGGACGCUUGUUCAAGCUAGGGAUUACGAUAAUCGUACUCCGCUUCAUGUCGCGGCGUUACAUGGCUGGAUCGAUGUUGCGAAGUGCUUGAUCGAUUAUGGCGCCGACGUCAACGCUCAGGAUCGUUGGAGAAAUACGCCUCUAGCCGACGCAGAAGGAGCUAAGAAACAUGGCAUGAUUGAAUUGUUAAAGACAUAUGGUGGACUAUCUUAUGGGCAAAAUGGAAGCCAUUUUGAACCAAGGGCUGUUCCACCCCCUCUACCAAAGAAGUGUGACUGGGAGAUUGAUCCUGCUGAGCUGGACUUCUCAAAUUCUGUAAUCAUUGGGAAGGGGUCUUUUGGUGAGAUAUUAAAAGCUUGCUGGCGUGGAACACCUGUAGCUGUUAAACGCAUCCUCCCAAACCUUUCAGAUGAUCGAUUGGUGAUUCAGGAUUUCAGGCAUGAGGUAAAUUUGUUGGUGAAGCUCCGUCAUCCAAAUAUAGUGCAAUUUCUUGGAGCUGUUACUGAGAAAAAACCCUUGAUGUUAAUAACUGAGUACUUAAGGGGGGGUGAUCUGCAUCAGCACCUCAAGGAAAGAGGUGCUCUUAGUCCAUCGACAGCAAUCAAUUUUGCUAUGGAUAUCGCAAGAGGCAUGACUUAUCUUCACAAUGAGCCGAAUGUUAUAAUCCACAGGGAUCUAAAGCCCAGGAAUGUUCUUCUAGUCAACUCCAAUGCAGACCAUUUGAAAGUUGGAGACUUUGGAUUAAGCAAACUAAUCAGGGUUCAGAACUCCCAUGAUGUUUAUAAAAUGACUGGGGAGACAGGGAGCUAUCGCUAUAUGGCCCCUGAAGUUUUCAAGCACCGGAAAUAUGACAAGAAAGUCGAUGUGUUCUCUUUCGCGAUGAUCUUAUAUGAGAUGCUAGAAGGUGAUCCACCAUUAUCCCACUAUGAACCAUAUGAAGCAGCCAAGUACGUGGCAGAAGGACACAGACCUAUUUUCAGGGCAAAAGGUUUUACCCCAGAAUUGAAAGAGUUGGUGGAGCAAUGUUGGGCACCAGAUAUGAACCAGAGACCUUCAUUUUUGGAGAUUCUAAAAAGACUUGAAAAAGUUAAAGAAGCUUUACCCUCAGAGCAUCAUUGGCACAUUUUCACUUCAUGACAUCAAAUUCAAGAUUUGACCAUGUAUUGAGUUGAAUUCUCCCAUCAAACUUGCUUUUGAAAUUGAUAUGUUCGUAUGAUUGUGCAUAGGAUCAACUGGCUGGGGUCUGCAAAAACUGUUGCUGUGCCCCACUCGACAUUGCAGCUAUGGUCGUUGUAGAUUUGAUCAACAUAUUUCCCGAAUAUACCCAAAUAGAACCGUGCGGUUAAUAGACCUGUAACAAAAUUUAUUAGUUUUGAUUGUCAAAUUUUCUAUCCUCAAUCCAUCUGUAUUAAUUUUCUUUUUCUUUUUUUGUGAUUCCCAGUUGUGUACUUGAAAAUGAAAGUAGCAACUGUGUUCUGUUUUACCCUUUGAUACUCUCUGGUUAAAUGAUAAAACUAAGAUGGUUCUAAUAGGAAA